Messenger RNA from Calliphora vicina (urban bluebottle blowfly), 7177 nucleotides. It is a transcript of the gene Ac13E, whose product is annotated as Adenylyl cyclase 13E. The transcript has 7 exons. Gene Ontology annotation, biological process: cyclic nucleotide biosynthetic process; intracellular signal transduction; adenylate cyclase-activating G protein-coupled receptor signaling pathway. Gene Ontology annotation, molecular function: adenylate cyclase activity. Lineage: Eukaryota; Metazoa; Arthropoda; Insecta; Diptera; Calliphoridae. Bases 1176 to 5825 code for a protein of 1549 amino acids. Gene Ontology annotation, cellular component: plasma membrane. The record is from RefSeq and is a predicted model, not a curated record.
GAGCGCAUUAAGAAUUAUUAAUACUGGAAUAACAAAGCACAAGAAAUAUUUUAAAUAAAUAAAUUAUUAAAUAAAUAAAAGUGAAUAAAUAAAUAAUAAAUAUUCAUAUUAUGUACUUAAAUAUAACAAAAAUCUUUUAAGCUUCAUUCAAACUAAAAUAGUGUAUUUGUACAUACUACCGAUUAACAAAAUUAAUAAUAAAAAUAAGAAGAAAUCUAAAUGUGCGAGCAUAAAGAAAUGUGAAAAAUAAAAUUGCGGCAUGAGUGUUUUUGUUGAGGUACCACAGCGUAUAUAGGUGAAAAUUAAAACGUGGAGCUGAAAAAAAAUAAAAGUUUAUUAAAUAUAAUUGCAAAGUGAUUAAAAGAAAAGAAAACAAAAUAUUAAUAUUUUUAUUAAAAGUUUAUAUUUAAAACCCUCAAAUUUAGGGGAAAAUGUUGGCCUAAAAAGUUUACUCUACCGCUUGCUUACAACUGAUCAUAAUGUGAAUUUAAAACAAAUUGGAUGUCUACAAUUUUAUUGUUUUUUGUUUGUGUUAAAAAGACACACAUGCCAUACUUUACACACUUGCAUCUACAUGUACGUGUGUAUAAUCUAAAGGAUCAACGUCAAGAAGUAGCAAAAUACCCAACAUUUUUCUUCUCGGAAUAAAGUGACAUAUAAAAGCCAUGUCAUUACCGAAACUCUCAAAUUACAUUUACUAUUUGUUAGUAAAUUACUAAACGCAAAGAAAAACCAACAACAAAAAUGCAUUUUCCUAAAAAUUUUAUAAAUUUCAACAAAAAUAAUUUAAUUCGAAAACGAACUAUAAUUUUCAACUCACUUACAACGUUAACAAUUUAACUUAAAAACCAUUUAGAAUAUUUAAAAAACAAAAUAAAUUUAAAUUACAUUUAAUAAAUAAAACUUUUUGAUACGCAUAUUUCUCGUUAAAUAAAAAAUACUAAACAAAUUUGUGUGUGUGUUUUUCCGGCAUUUAUGUUCCUGUUUGUGAUUUAAGUAGCUGAAUUUUUAUCUCUUUUUUGGAUAAUUUACACCUAAAUAAAAAAUAAAUAGGAAAAAAAUAUUAAAUAUUAAAUCAAGCAACAACAGAAAUUUAAAGUAAGCACGAAAUCCUUGGCAUCAACUCGUUGUGGUUUAGUUGUUUUAAAAGUAAAUUGUAAAAUUGUAGCUGGGAUAUGAAGGAAAACUGCAAAAUGUCAGAGUCGCGUCGACAAUCAGUCAGCUUUACCGCCAUGCCACCUGGUGUUUUGGCCAAUGACAGUCGUAACAAUUCCACCGAUGACAUACAAAUCGCUUUAGCUCCUCACAUACAAACCUAUUUAAGUCAAACCGGACGUCGUCAUUCCUGCUGCAGCGUCAUGUUACCCGUAGCCUUUGAACGUGCUGCCUCCAAUUCAUGGCUAGAUCCUAAAUUCGAUUCGGCUGUAUUGGAGGGCCAAUAUCAGACCAGUGUAUUUUCGCACGUACGAAUGAGAUACAGAUUUACUCUCUCGUACAUACUCCUCUGCUCGUUUGCCUGGUUUCUUUACUUUCUGGUGGAUGGCGGUUCUGAAGAUUUUUGGCGUCCCAUAUCAAGUUCCUUUUCUCUACUAUCGCUUACAACAAUCGUGGCCAUAUGCUUCACACACUGGGACAUUUAUCGAGCCAAUCACAUAGCCACAUCCGCAAUAACAGCUGCAAUAUUAUGCGCCACAUCAUUGAUAUUCCUAACAUACACUGGACGAGCUUUUAGCCCACUGGGUCAUUUUGCCAUUUGUUUGGAAAUUGUGCUGCUUAUAUACACCGCCCUACCAAUGACCCUGUGGUUGAGUGCGGCCAUAGCAAUUUCCUAUACCAUACUCUUUGAGGUGGUUACACAUAUGGUGGUGGCUGGAAAUGCUGUUCAUGGAGCCACUGCAGACUUUAGUUAUAAAAUUCUAUUCUUAAGGAUACUGUGUCAUUUUUGCGUGCAUUUGGUGGGUCUGCAUGUGCUGAUUAUGAAUUUGGUACGAAUGCGUGGUACUUUUAUGAAAGUGGGACAAAACUUACUAGUCAGAAGACAGCUGGAGUUGGAGAAACAAUUAAAGGAGAAAAUGAUUCACUCGGUAAUGCCGCCUAAAGUAGCGGAUAUGUUGUUGAAUGAAGGUGGUAUUGAGGGUAAUAAUGAUGGUUCCGUAAAGCCAGAGUCGCAUUAUAUGCGGCCGCGUCCCUCGAAUGAUGUCAAGUCUUUAUUUCGUCCCUUUCACAUGCACAGUAUGGAAAAUGUUAGUAUAUUAUUUGCCGAUAUUGUGGGCUUUACACGAAUGUCUUCAACGAAAACAGCCGAACAGUUGGUGGAAAUUUUGAAUGAUCUUUUCGAACGAUUCGAUGAUUUGUGUACGUUAAAUGGUUGCGAGAAAAUCUCUACACUGGGUGAUUGCUAUUACUGUGUGUCGGGCUGCCCGGAACCAAGACCCGAUCAUGCAAUUUGUUGUGUGGAAAUGGGUUUGGGUAUGAUUGAUGCCAUGCGUUGUUUUGAUGCUCAACGUCAUGAAGGUGUUAAAAUGCGUGUUGGUGUUCAUACUGGCACAGUUCUGUGCGGUAUUGUGGGCACGAGAAGGGUUAAGUUUGAUGUUUGGAGUAAUGAUGUCACCUUGGCGAACAAAAUGGAAUCCUCUGGUAAACCAGAGCAAGUUCAUAUAUCCGAAGUAACGGCAAGUUUUUUGGGCGAAGCUUAUUAUUUAGAUGAAGGAGAAGAAGUUUUUGGACACCGCACAUAUUUCGUUGUGGGCCGUCGGAAAGACAUCUCCCGCGCCAAUAGUUUAAGUCCCAGCGUAAAGGCCAACUCAUCGAGCAGUCAUUUACAGCUGCCUGGUAUACCGGGACAACCCAUCUCGUUAACGCAAAGUGCUACCAACAUCUCGGUCAUUCAUCCCAAUGUUCCGCCUGCUUCACCCGUGGGACAACUAUCGUCAUCGUUAAAUCCCUCGCCUGUUCUCUCAAUACGACCAAGACUGACUUCAUUGAGCAUGAAAUUGCGUAAAAAAUCACAAUCUCGGGAAAUGGAUAUAGAGCGUGGCAUAAUGCAUCCGGCAGCGGCCGGUAUACCUCCGGUUAUAGUAUGCCGUGAAAGACCAAAGAUUAUAAUAACAACGAAAAGUUUGCCCGGCAGUCUAGAUUCGGAAAAUGAGCCCGAACAGCCAGCAACCAAUGAAAACCAAGAUGCCAACAAAAAUGACAAAUCUACGCACGCAAUAGCGAACGGUAGACCAAAGAUACGUUUAAAGGUAUGGAAAGUUCCCAGAUUUCUAAAGAAACUGGAAGACAUUGGUAAGACAACUGAAAAGUCGACAAACACCGAAGUCAGCAUAAGUUUAAUGCAUCCAGUACCAAAGACUCCAACUGGAAACGAGGAAGCUGUAGCUUUUAUAGAGCCCAAUGGUUAUCAACCACUACAACCCAUGGUAGUGGAACACAAUAAACCAAAUUCGAAUAUGCUAGAAAUACCACAUAAACCCAUGCUUCAUCAUGUGGCCACCUCGACAGGCAUAAGUUCUAGUGUUAAUCGUUCCCCGGAUGCCAGCUGUUGUUCUCCCGGCCAAUACUCCAUGUUUGACGACAUCAUCGAUAUUAGAUCGUACAUAAGUCAGUCUCGUAGUGAUAUCUCUCCAUUUGGUAGAUCUGGAAGCUAUCGGUCACAGUGUGGCAGAAGUGGACAAUCGGAAUCAUCACCGUUGCCUAGACCCAGAGCUUCCACCUUGACGGCAGCCAAAGCGGAGGGAGUAAAUAACAACAAUGCCGCACAACCACUAAUUGUACCUGGUGCAGCUACUGCACAUCAACCUACACACUCACGCAACUCUAGCAUAUGGCCGGAUGGUUUAAGUAUAUGCCCUUCGGCCACUUCCCGCAAAGAUUCUGGCAUCAAAAGUAAUUCUCGCAGAUCUUCGAUACAACAGCAAAUCUAUGCCCUCAAUCAGACCGCCAUAAGUACACAUCGUGUUUCCGGCUAUUUUACCAGUUCAACUUCCAGCAUCUCUAACAUCGGAGAUGUCCAAAAUAUACCCAAUGUGCCACUACCGGCAGCAAUGAUGCCACCACCUCCGCCUCAAGACUUUGUAACGGGUCAAGUAGCUGAUCCUCUGGCCGCUUGUUUACAACAACUGCGCAAACAAUCAGAUCUCCAGCUGAUACGCUGUGUACGUGAUAAUGCCAAAUCCCAAAGGAGUUAUCUAGUCAAACCUCCUCUUAGGAGAUUUAGUUUAUACUUCAAAUCCCGCCAAAUGGAAAGAGACUUUCGCUCGAAAGCCCACAGAUUUGGCAAUGAAAGCGAAACGGAAGGUCCUCCCACAUUAGCCACUCCCAGAUACAAUACCUACAUAGAUAUUUUCGUCGGUUUGGCGGUUUAUUUGUGUAUUUCUGUGUCGCUGUUUCUGAUGACACCCAACACGGUUACUCCCAGUUUUCGUCUUUGGGUGUCCCUCUUCACCUGUUUUACCGCCAUACAAAUAUUUGCUUUGUUCUUAUUUACCCGCCAAAUGUGUCGUAGACAUUCCUCACAAACAAGAACGAAAGUGGCCAAUACGGAAUCCUGUGCCGAUCGCAUAUUUGAGGCCAUCUCCAGUUGGUAUCCUUGGCACAUAUGUCUGGCAGUAUUAAUGGCCAUGCCGGUCAUACUAAUCAUAGCGAAUUUUCUUUUAUUGGAUCUCAAUGAACUGGAAGCAUUCGAAUAUCAUUAUGGUUUCCUGAUAUUUGUUUGUAUAGUACAUUUCUGUAAUUUCACCCAAUUGAAUUGUUGGAUGCGUAAUAUUUUAGCAUUUUUGGCUGCUCUUUGUUUUGUGGGCAUAGCCGUUUCCCAGCUAGUGGUCUACUCAAAUCGUACUGAUGCCACCGAGGCCACAUCCAUACUCAAUGCCACCCGUUUGCCCAGUCUCAGCCGAGAUGUGACCAAAUACAUCAUCGAAGAAAUUAAAUGGUUUCAAGAUUAUCAUGUCGAAAUCUAUUUGGACUUGUUCCUCAUUCUAGUCUUAGUAUGGUUUCUAAAUAGAGAAUUUGAAAUUGGCUACCGCCUAACAUUCUAUGGUAAUGCUGUUGCCAAUCAGGACAAAAUCCGAGUACAAAAUAUGAAAAAUCAAGCCGACAUGUUGCUGCACAAUAUUAUACCCAAACAUGUGGCUGAACAUUUGAAAAAUACCGCCAAAUAUUCUGAAAAUCAUCAUAAUGUUGGUAUUAUUUUUGCCUCCAUUGUUAACUUUAACGAAAUGUAUGACGAGAGCUAUCUGGGAGGCAAAGAAUAUCUGCGUGUCCUGAACGAAUUAAUUGGAGAUUUCGAUGAAUUGUUAUCGCGAGGAGAAUUCAAAUGUGUGGAGAAAAUUAAAACAAUUGGUUCCACGUUUAUGGCAGCUAGUGGUUUGGAUCCCAAUCAUCGCGGCGACGGCAAUGAACACCUUUAUGCCUUAAUGGAGUUUUCCAUUGCCAUGCAGGGUGUAGUGGAUGCGUUUAACAAAGAUCUACUAGAAUUUAAUUUGAUACUACGAAUUGGUUUCAAUGUGGGCGAUGUUACAGCCGGUGUUAUUGGCACCAGUAAGCUGCACUACGACAUUUGGGGUGAUGCUGUCAAUGUGGCAUCUCGUAUGGACUCUACCGGUAUUUCGAAUCGCAUACAAGUGGGCAAAGAUUGUCUAACCUUUUUGGAGGCCAGAUAUGAAUUUGAGCCGCGUGGUAGUGUUUAUGUUAAAGGUAAAGAUAAUAUGGAAGUGUUUUUGUUUACCAAACGAAAACCCGAUCUAUUGGGUGACGACGAAGAGGAAGAAGAAACGCAAAGCUGUCAGAUGGGAAAUGGUAAGCAAAAUGGUAGUGUUAGUUAAAGCAAAAGGAAAUUUGAUUUAUUUAAAUUAUAUGACAGUGAAUAUUUGAAAAGUGACAAGGACAGCGGGAAAUAGUAAAACAUUUUCUCUUUUGUCAAUUGUAAGGCCAGCGUCCAGAUGCAGUUUUUGUGAUACUGCUUGCUGAUGCAUUCUCAAAAACUGCACAUACUGCCGGUUCUUGAAAAUGAAAAAGGCUAUGAGUUUUUGAGCAAAAGUUUGCAAUAAUUGUAUGGUUUGUAAGCAGUAAUUGUAUUAAAAGUGCUAAGGAGAGAAUAAUUACAAAUUAUAGUUUAAUUAAGCUUUUCUACAACCGUGAACAGUUAAAAUACUUAUUUGAUUUUUUGGAUAUUACUAAGAAGUUCAGGCAGAGAUUAAAAGGGAUAAAUUUGAUCAAAAGUAUGGAACAAUUUUUAUUCGCAAUUUUAUUAAAAAUCAUCAGGCUUAAAUACAAUUAUUAUGUAUUAUUGUGUUUAAACUUGAACUCUACUACUGCUAAUUAAGGCUAGAAUUUUUAUGUAAUAUUUGAUUUUGAGGGAUAUACAUAUAAGCAAAGUCUGUUGUUUCCAUUUUUUUACCCUUCACCACCAUAGUGGGGAGGGUGCUGAUAUUUGUAACGCCCAAAAAUAUUAGACCAACACCAACCUUGAAGAAUACCGAUCGAUGCAGAAUCACUUUCUGAGUCGCAAUUUUGAAAAUAUGUAAAUGAUAUGUUGGCACAUACAUUUAUACUGGGUGAAAUCGGUCCAUUAUUUAUCCUAGCACCCAAAUAAUUCACUAUACCUAAUUUCAUGGUGGUUGGUCCAUAAUUGGUCAUAGCUCCCAUACAAGACCCACUUCUGAAAAUGACUCAUGAAAAAAAUUAUUGAAAUUUUAAAGGAAAAAUGGUUUAGUUGUUUUAUAUUUGAAUUUGCUUCAUAUCUUCUUUUAACCGUAAAGUACUGAAAAGCUAAACAUAUUAGCUGUAUUCACAAUGUAGAGUACUUGGCCUGGUAAUGUAAUAAAAGAGCACAUUAACACAAAUUAAAACAAAAUAUGUACAUUAGAAACAGAAAUGUUUAUCAGUAAAUAGCUCUUCUGCUUUUUUACUAGGCCAAGAACUCCACAUCAUGAGUAUGAAUUUUAAAUAAACUAAAAAAAGUGGAGAUUUCAGCAUUUGCUUCUAUACCCCUCUUUUAAUAUACAAGUGGAAUUAAACUUUAUCUUAUCUUGAAUUCCAGCUAAAAAUUGAGUAAACCUUAGUUGUAUUAUGGCAAAAUAAUGUAUAACAAAAAAUCAUUUAAAAAAGUGACUCCUGCUACUUUAUCUGAAUCUAAAACUUUAUAAUUUUAUACGUAUUUCGGUUUACUUAAAGA